Closterium sp. NIES-67 is the source of this 905-nucleotide messenger RNA. NCBI's taxonomy places the organism in Eukaryota, Viridiplantae, Streptophyta, Zygnematophyceae, Desmidiales, Closteriaceae. The record is from the annotation of a GenBank genome assembly.
CUCGUAAUGCCGUUCGGACUCACCAACGCACCAGCAACGUUCCAAGCUGAAAUGAACCAUAUUCUAUGCCCACUCUUGGAGGAAGGCGUAGUGGUAGACCUGGAUGACAUCCUCAUCUAUUCGCGCGACAUGCACCAACACGUCCAACACCUACGACGCGUCUUCGACAUUCUCCGACGAGAACGAUUCUACGUCAAGUUAUCCAAGAGAGAAUUCGCCCUCGAGAAAGUCCAAUUCCUAGGACACAUGGUGAGGGCUCAAGGAGUUCACGUCGACCCCAAGAAGAUCAAAGCCGUACGCACGUGGAAGACACCCGAGAACGUGACUGAAGCAGCAAGCAUAAAAAAAGCAGGACUGCUACAGCCUCUUCCUGUCCCAGAACAACCAUGGCAAGUGGUUAGCCUGGAUUUCAUAACCGGGUUACCAACUACCACAAGCGGUCAUGACGCAAUCCUCGUCGUCAUCGUCAAAUUCUCCAAAAUGGGACACUUCAUCCCGACACACACGACAGCACGCACCGAAGAAACAGCACAACUAUUCGUUCGCUACUGCAUCUCUCAACAUGGCAUUCCAACCACACUCAUCUCUGACCGAGACCCCAAGUUCACCAGCAAGUUCUGGAAGGAACUAAUGUCUCUACUCGGAACCAAACUCCCCUUGUCAUCCGCCUACCAUCCGCAGACAGAUGGACAGACCGAGCACCUCAACCAAAUUGUAGAGCAACUCCUCUGCGCAGCAUGCAAAGACGACAUCUCUAAAUGGACUUGCAUCUGUCCAUCGUGGAGUUUGCCUACAACAACGUCACUCACGCCGCUACUGGACAGACGCCGUUCUUCCUCUGCUACGGACGCCACCUGCUCACACCACAAAAACUGACAGCAUCAGCUACAGUUCAACCCGCACAC